Messenger RNA from Eucalyptus grandis, 450 nucleotides. RefSeq names its product oleosin 1. The coding region runs from base 1 to 450 and encodes 149 amino acids. The record is from RefSeq and is a predicted model, not a curated record. Gene Ontology annotation, biological process: sexual reproduction; lipid storage. Gene Ontology annotation, cellular component: monolayer-surrounded lipid storage body; membrane; extracellular region. NCBI's taxonomy places the organism in Eukaryota, Viridiplantae, Streptophyta, Magnoliopsida, Myrtales, Myrtaceae. The transcript has a single exon.
AUGGCCGAGCAUCACACUUAUGGCCAACACCAGUACCCACACCAGUACCAGCAACAGCAGCACCAGCAGCAACAGCCCGUGGCCCACCAGGUGGUGAAGGCUAUGACCGCCGUCACCGCGGGUGGGUCGCUGCUUGUCCUGUCGGGGCUGACCCUGGCGGGCACGGUGAUUGCCCUCACCAUCGCCACGCCGCUGCUGGUGAUAUUCAGCCCGGUGCUCGUUCCGGCGGUGAUCACGGUGGGGUUGUUGAUCAUGGGGUUCCUGGCGUCGGGAGGGUUUGGGGUGGCAGCGGUGACGGUGCUGUCGUGGAUAUACAGGUACGUGACGGGGAAGCACCCGCCGGGGGCAGACCAGCUAGACCAGGCGCGGAUGAAGCUGGCGAGCAAGGCGCGCGAGAUGAAGGACAGGGCCGAGCAGUUCGGGCAGCAGCAUCUCACUAGCCAAUCGUAG